Messenger RNA from Syngnathoides biaculeatus (alligator pipefish), 2451 nucleotides. RefSeq names its product histone deacetylase 10 (gene hdac10). Lineage: Eukaryota; Metazoa; Chordata; Actinopteri; Syngnathiformes; Syngnathidae. The transcript has 18 exons. Gene Ontology annotation, cellular component: histone deacetylase complex. The coding region runs from base 305 to 2209 and encodes 634 amino acids. Gene Ontology annotation, biological process: chromatin organization. Gene Ontology annotation, molecular function: histone deacetylase activity. The record is from RefSeq and is a predicted model, not a curated record.
UGUACCAGACCGUAACGUAAUUCCCAAACAAUCACUUUUUAAAAUGUAUUUUUUACAUAAGUGAAUCUUAACUUGUUUGAGAUGCCGCUUAACAAAUUAAUUUAUUAUUUAAUUACAUUUCUUCUUUAUAGUAUAUUAUUUUAUUCCUUUUUAUUCAUAAUUUUAAAAUGCAACCUGAUGGAUUUUUUUUCAAAAUGUAAUUUUGACGAUAUCAACUCAGUCACAGUCCAGAUUGUGAAAUUGAGCGGCCCGAGCGUCUGACAGCAAGUCACGAAGCGUUGGUCAGGAGCGGCCUGGCUGCCCGAUGCGUCUCCAUCCCCGUCCGGCGGGCCGCGGACGCCGACAUUCUCCUCAUUCACACGAGGAGUAUCUGGAGGCAGUGAAGAAGACCCCCUACAUGACCCUGGAAGACCUGAAGGAGUUCACCCUGCAAUAUGGAGAUGUCUACUUCCACCAAAACAGCUAUCACUGUGCCACGCUGGCAGCGGGAGCCGCACUGCAGCUGGUGGACGGCGUGAUGACCGGAAGGGUGAGAAACGGCAUCGCUCUAGUCAGACCACCGGGGCACCACAGCAUGCGGGCUGAAGCCAAUGGUUUCUGUGUGUUCAACAACGUGGCCAUAGCGGCCAAAUAUGCCCAGCAAACGUACGGCGUUGAAAGAGUCCUCAUAGUUGACUGGGACAUACAUCACGGUCAAGGAGUGCAAUACGCCUUUGAGGACGACCCAAGCGUGCUUUAUUUCUCUUGGCACCGUUACGAGCAUCAGAAAUUCUGGCCUCAGCUCCGAGAAUCAGACUACGACAGUGUCGGCAAGGACAAAGGCGCUGGCUUCAAUAUAAAUGUGCCGUGGAACGAGGUCGGCAUGCAGAACGGUGACUACCUGGCUGCCUUCUGUCACGUCCUCCUUCCAGUCGCUUACGAGUUUUGCCCAGACUUGGUGUUAGUGUGUGCGGGCUUUGACUCUGCCAUCGGUGACCCAGAGGGUGAAAUGUGUGCCACGCCAGACAUUUUUGCCCACCUCACCCACCUGCUGAUGAACCUCGCUGGGGGGAAACUAUGCGCAGUCCUGGAGGGAGGAUACAACUUGACUUCACUCAGCCAGUCGGUGUGCGCCACCGUUGAAACGCUGCUAGGAGAUCCAGCGCCCCGACCCGCUAACUUGCGAGGCCCCUGCCAGAGCGCGCUCGAGUCCAUUCAGUGUGUUCGCGCAGCUCAUCGGAAGUACUGGACCUGCUUCAAAUAUGCAGCUGAAGCACCCCCGUCAGACGUCAGCACAAAGCGCAUCAAGCUGGAAGAACAAGGGAGGGAAGAAAAGCUGCAAAGGGAAGAAGCGGCCGAUAGCAAAAGCGCCGUAACGUGGCCGGAGCCUCAGAAGCGCGUCCCGCCUCCCGUUCGCACCGCGGUGGUCACCCCCGACGACGUGGCCUCUCCGGACGGGUGCAAACGCUUCAGCUUGUCCGAGCUGGAUGAGUCACUCUCACCCGGAGACAAUGAUGCUCCGUCCGGUAUCGCUGCACUUGUCUGGAAAAUGGAGAACAAUGAGAUCUGCAAUGCGUUGGCCACGGUAGCCGACAUCUCCGUGGCGAUGGCGCCCGUCAUCCGCCAUGCGGCCUCUCUCAAACAACGCAUUUUGGUUGUAUGUGUUGGAGGCACUGGAGUCCCGAGUCACCUCCCACAGGAUGGCACAACGCUGACGGUGCACAUCAGCAAAGAGGCGCCGGAGGAGCCCCGGUGCAGAUACUAUGUACCCGUGCGCCUGAAGAACGGUUGCGGGGACACGGCGGGGUUGGCCCAGGCCACGUCGGGCCUCCUGCUGCCUCUCGGCUACGAGUACGACCCCGCCCUGGUGCUGCUGGCGCGAAUGCCGGGCGCAGACGACGCCGGCGACGUCGCGUGGCAGCAGCUGGUCGGCCUGCUGCGGGGCCUGGCUCGGGGUCGCGUGCUUGUACUCCUGCAGGAGGGCGACAAGGUUUUCGUCAGCCCGACGACGGCCUCCCUCUCCGGGAUCUCCGCGCCCGCCCCGGGGCGACUUCCUGCUCCGCUGGCGGAAGACGUUGAGGCACUGGAGCGAUUAAGACGCCGACUUCAAGUCGACUGGACUCUGCUGAGGACCGCAGGUGAAAUGCAAAAUAACCGUUAUGCCACAAUAUUAGGUACAUGUGCCGAAUCCAUAAAGCUCACUAAAUUUUAUUUCCUAAAUGGGAUCUAAAAAAAAAAAAAAAAAGGCAGCUGUAUCAGAGUGCUGUUCAUAAUAAAGAUUGACCUAAUAAUUGAUACUAAUUUGCAUAGUGGCUAUAUAUAAUAGUUUCUGCAAUUAUGCUACUAGCGUGAAUUAAUGAUAGGUUAUUAUGCAUUCUGACUUGAGUAGUUUGUGUUGUUUCUCUGUUAAAUUACUAGAAUAAAUCAGGGAAUAAACCUGUCAAUACAUAAAUAUUUUGAAUAUGUUUUCAU